This is a messenger RNA of Anguilla anguilla (European eel), 2797 nucleotides long. It is a transcript of the gene m1ap, whose product is annotated as meiosis 1 associated protein. The coding region runs from base 246 to 1928 and encodes 560 amino acids. The transcript has 10 exons. The record is from RefSeq and is a predicted model, not a curated record. Gene Ontology annotation, biological process: spermatogenesis; meiosis I; male meiosis chromosome separation. Lineage: Eukaryota; Metazoa; Chordata; Actinopteri; Anguilliformes; Anguillidae.
AACACACCGCUUUUGCUGACAAAUACGAAUGGUAAAAUCCAUAUUGGAGCUAAUUUAUAAACAGGACAAGAUUCAGAACCGUGUACGUUUAGUCUAAAGCAAACUAGAAACAACGUCGGUGGAGCACAAUCGUCAGAGAACAGACGAAGGACACCAGGCUGAGCUAGGCUACUGUUAACUUAUCACUUAACGUCAGCUGUGCAGGUUUAUUCCCGAGGUGCUGAGGCCCCUCCCACUCCUGAACAAUGAGCUUCCGGAACAAACCGCGGGGAGUGGCGGCCGCUUGCUCCUCCUCCUUCUCCCGGCAGCCGCCACGCGUCUUGGUGGUGGACACAGCGCCGCCCUGGUGGAGGGAGGUCUGCCACAGCGUGUGCGAGGCACUGGACGGCUUCCUGACGCUGGCCAGCAGCCUGGAUGGGCCCUGCCGCCUGCCCCUGCUCAGCCUGUACGCCGUGAGCAGCCACACUGAGUGCCUGCUGCCGCUGGCGCAGGUGAAGGGUAAUGUCCAGCGGCUGCGAUCCUGUGUGGAGGAGUUGCGCUCCGCACCCAGAGAGGGGUGCGUUGGGGCACGGGACAGCCUGCUCCAAGAGGCUGUGCAGGACAGCCUGCUUCAGUUCAAGCAGUACCUGCGUCACGUGACCGUGAGAGGACCAAUCAGCAGCAGCUCUGCUGAGGUGACGGUCCUGACGAGCCGGCCGGCGGGGGGCGUGGUGAGGCAGCUGGAGGCGGGGCUUAAAGACACAGACCUGGUGAGCCUGCGGCGUCUGGUGGUGAUAUGCAUCGCCAGGGACAACGACGCCCCCAGCAACAGCCCCGAAACCCCCCUCCCGGCAGGCCUGGACCCUGAAGACAGCCUGGUGCUGGGCACGGAGGUGGAGCUUCUGCAGGUGGAGAAUGAUACCGUUGCCCUGGAGACCGUCUUUAAGGGCUGGCUGCAUGACUUGGGCGGAGACAGGGAGCACCUUCAUCUCCUGCUGCCUCCCUCGCUGCAGGGACCUGGCUCCGCCCCCAGACACACCCCCAGCCCCGCCCCCGGACACACCCCCUCGGCCAGUCCUGCUCACGAUGCGAGCUCAGUCUGCCUGAAGUGUGACGUACAAGAGAGGCUGCUCAGCCCUGCCCUUUUUGCCUCCACGCCAGACCUUGGGCCCAACACUGAGACUGUCUGCGAUUUUCACCCCCCCACCAAGGGCCCAACCAAUCAGAGCACUCCGCCGCAUCGACUCACCAUCAUUAAAGCUCUGAGGGCAGAUGGUGUGUGUGAGUCAGUGCUCUAUGGCCUGCCCCUCAUCAUUAAACCCACAAACUGCUGGCAGCUUGACUGGGAUGAGAUGGAGGCAAACCACCAGCUUUUCCAUGCCUUGUGCCACACCCUCAGGAGCCAGGGCUGGUUCCUCCUGGCACGCUGUGCUUCGGUGAGCAGCAGAGGUGCAGGUGUGGGCGGGGCUGGCGCAGUGGGCGGGGCUCUGUGUUCGUACGCAGUGCUGCAGCCCUCGGCCUCCCUCUCGCUGCUGCUGAAGCCUGUGGCUGCUCGCGAGCUCCUGCUGCCCUGCGCCUUGUCCGUCCCCAGUGCAGACCCGCCCCACAGAGCCCUCACCAGGAUCCAGAGCUCCCUUGCUCAGUUGGAGGAGGACCCUGUGUUCAACCCGCUGUGUCUGAGGACUAAUCUGUACCCACACCUGAGGAGUCUGCAGGCCCGAAGUCCAUACCCUUACAGAACACAGCAGCGCAGAGACACACACUGUCCAGCAGAGGGCACUGCCACACCGCAGCAUGGUCGGCAGUCCCAGGCCAGGGCAAGGGCAACGGUGGCUCCCCUCCCACUAAAGCGCCCUGCUCGCCCACCCAUCCCACCUCUGCCCAUGACCUGCUGCACCCCGUCCCUCUGCUCUGCCCAGGACCUGCUGCACCCUGCCCCUCUGCUCUGACCAUGACCUGCUGCACCCCACCCCUCUGCUCUGCCCAGGACCUGCUGCACCCCGUCCCUCUGCUCUGCCCAGGACCUGCUGCACCCCGCCCCUCUGCUCUGACCAGGAUCUGUAGUAAGGGAAUCCAGUCAGCAACCCAAAACAUAGUACCUCACAGCCUGUACCCCAAAACCCCACGUCCCACAACCUGUACCCCAUAACCCCACAUCCCACAGUCUGACCCCAAAACACCACAUCCCACAGCCUGUACCCCAAAACACCACAUCCUACAGCCUGUACCCCAAAACACUCCAUCCCACAGCCUGUACCCCAAAACACCACAUCCCACAGGCUGUACCCCAAAACACCACAUCCCACAGCCUGUACACCUGAACACCACAUCCCACAGGCUGUAGGGGGGUGUGUGAGCAGAGGAAGUGACAGCCAACAUCAGGAAAAGUGUGAACAGAAGGAACAGCCAGCAUUAGGAAGUGUGAACAGAAGGAACAGCCAGCAUUAAGGGGGAGUGUGAGCAGAGGAAGGAACAGCCAGCAUUAGGGAGGAGUGUGAUCAGAGGAAGGAACAGCCAGCAUUAGGGGGGAGUGUGAAUAGAGGAAGGAACAGCCAGCAUUAUUCCCUUGUUAAAGCAGAAAGGAAGGAAACUCUGACUGCUGUAAAAAUGUGAAAAAAGCACUAGUUUCAGUAUUUAUCAGCCCAUUCACUUAACAGUGUUUAACAUCUGAUAAUAGACCAGGAAAGAAUGACUUAACAAUGUGUUAAUUUAUGCUUCUAGUUCUCUGAUCAAAACCUAGAACACAAUGCUCACAUGCACACACUAGAACACAACGCUAAUGCACACACUAGCACACGAUGCUAAUGCACGCAAUGGC